CCAGGCCACAGUUUUAAUACUAUGUUGGAACAAAAGUCUGCAUACCAUGUUGGUACCUAGGACCAGAAGUCAAACAUGAUUGAUAUUGAAUUUGCCAAUCUGGUUGUGCACAUUGCACUGGAUGACUUCUCAGACAGGUUUUCUGCCAUAAUUUAUUGGGUGUCAGGCUAUGGAACUGACAGUUUCUCAGUCAAGUGUCAACUCUCCAUCAAGGACAUAUGCAAAUGCAUUCUGAAAGCUAUUUGGAAGUCCACUAUUGCAAUUUAUUUUAUCCUGCCCUAACGGGAAUCGCAGGAGACAUCUAGUGGCAAAUAUUGUUGCACAAUACGGUAAACCAAAUGACUGGUGGUACAUUUUCUGCAUUCACUGUUCACAUGAAAAACCACAACACUCAUUAUUUUGGAAUGUCAUUAUAGCAUGGUUGUACAUUUAAAAAAAAAAAAAUUAAUUAGACUAGCCUGAAGUACUGCACAUUGUGGAUGCCUGAAUGACCAUAAGGAGCUUUAAACGGUCCAAUGUAGUCAUCUCUCAAUAUCAAAUCAUUUCUGGGUAAAAAUUAAGUACCUUACUGUGAUUGUUUCUUUUUGACCAUUUUAAUUUAAAACGAAGUGUUUCUUAGCAAGAGCAGACAAACUUCAUCCCACCAAAAGAAGUUGACAUUUCAGGCUGUCUUUUCAAACAGCUCUUACACUAAAAGGGCAUUAUCAUAAUUUGACAGUUUUCAGAGUACUAUUCCAAGCUCAUAGUUUGGAAAUAUUUUUCAAACAAUCACGUUUUUGACUGCACCUGGGCCUUUAACGCAAUGACGUCAGACUACUACAUAUAGUGUGUUAUUAUUGCUAACAUCGUUUGUUAGUGGCGAAUAGCGCCUACUAGCGGAUGUCCAGGCUAGCUAUAGUGCUGCAAAUAAACUUAUAAAUUGUCAUUAGUUGUAUUUGUCGUGUCAACGACGAUGCAGGAACUAUUUACUCAUUGCAUAAACAACAAAACCACCGAGUUUUAAAAAUGUUUCAUACUAAACAAUCUUUGCAGAAACUCCCGAAGUCCUGCUCUGCAAUUAUUACGGUUAACCAUGGUGACUCCGUUCUGUCGUUCCGUCCAUUUGCUUUAAAAGACCCUCUUUUGAGUACUUGUCCUAAACGCUAGCAAACGAGCGGAGCGAUAGGAUCGGAGACAUCAAGGGAUAGCGGAAUCAUUUAAAGGAAUUUUCUACGAUACAGACAAUUUUGACAUUGUGUCUGUGGUAACUAGUGGAAAACUAGUUUCCGUCCUUCAUCCAACGAGUGAGCAAACCAGCAUUAGCAUCUCAAUAAUCCUUCUGUCAACCUGAGUAAAUACAGAUUCGUUGGAGAAUUCGCCAGUGUUGGACUCCCUGGCAAUAUGACGCUAUUUCAUUUCGGGAAUUGCUUUGCCUUGGCUUAUUUCCCCUACUUUAUCACCUACAAGUGCAGUGGACUAUCAGAAUACAAUGCAUUCUGGAGAUGUGUUCAAGCAGGAGCUACCUACCUAUUUGUGCAGCUAUGCAAGAUGCUAUUUCUAGCCACUUUCUUCCCCACAUGGGAGGGAGGAGCUGGUGUGUAUGACUUUGUUGGUGAGUUUAUGAAGGCCACGGUGGACCUAGCAGACCUUCUGGGCCUGCAUCUGGUCAUGUCCAGGAACGCAGGGAAGGGAGAGUACAAGAUCAUGGUGGCAGCGAUGGGAUGGUCCACAGCAGAGCUCAUUAUGUCAAGGUGUAUACCUCUAUGGGUGGGUGCCAGAGGCAUUGAGUUUGACUGGAAGUACAUACAGAUGAGCUUCGACUCCAACAUCAGCCUGGUGCAUUAUAUCGCCAUGGCAGCAGUGGUGUGGAUGUUCACGCGGUACGACCUCCCGAAGAGCUUCCGUCUGCCUGUGACUGUACUGCUAGGGCUGUGUGUAUACAAGGCCUUCCUCAUGGAGUUGUUUGUCCAUGUGUUCCUGCUGGGGAGCUGGACAGCCCUCCUGGUGAAGGCGGUGCUCACUGGAUCCAUCUCCCUCUGUUCUCUCUUCCUCUUCGUCACACUGGUGCACAGUAACUGAGACUGGCUGCGACCCCAAACAAAGAGGGUCUUUAACACACACAGGGCCUUUCAACCAGACUUUGCCUGUAAAGAUUAAUUUUGUAUCGCUCAGAAAGAGGGCAGGAAUGUGAGCAUUCAUGAUUUGACUUUUUUUAAUGUUAUGAUACUACUUUUUUAUGUAUGAUUUAUUAUUGUGCUGAAUUAGUACGGUAGAUUGAGUAUUUAUAACAAGUGGAUGAAAGUGGAUGCCUCUUAAGCAUUGUAGUACAGUUACUAAACUACUUUAACAUCUAAGCUGAUGGUACAAUACUGUUGUUACUCUGUGUGCUCACCUGCAUUACUGCAGAUAUGAAAGAGAUUAACUUUAUCUCAUUCGACAUGAUGAAAUACAAAUGUUGGUGCACUUGUCACAUGACUGAAGCAGCAUAAUGGCGUACUUAUGUUGUCGUAAGAUUACAUAAAACAUGGUAGCAGUGGGUUAUCCUACUCUAUGGAAACUUAGUGAGGUGUGAGUGAAUGGCCAAUAAAUUACUUAAUAUGCUA
Oncorhynchus keta (chum salmon) is the source of this 2582-nucleotide messenger RNA. RefSeq names its product transmembrane protein 147-like. The record is from RefSeq and is a predicted model, not a curated record. The transcript has 8 exons. The coding region runs from base 1381 to 2058 and encodes 225 amino acids. Lineage: Eukaryota; Metazoa; Chordata; Actinopteri; Salmoniformes; Salmonidae.